This is a messenger RNA of Vanrija pseudolonga, 4818 nucleotides long. It is a transcript of the gene GDB1, whose product is annotated as Glycogen debranching enzyme. The record is from RefSeq and is a predicted model, not a curated record. Gene Ontology annotation, biological process: glycogen catabolic process. The transcript has 6 exons. The coding region runs from base 1 to 4761 and encodes 1586 amino acids. Lineage: Eukaryota; Fungi; Basidiomycota; Tremellomycetes; Trichosporonales; Trichosporonaceae. Gene Ontology annotation, molecular function: amylo-alpha-1,6-glucosidase activity; 4-alpha-glucanotransferase activity.
AUGGUAGUCGCUGCUGGAAAGCCGCGGCCCGACCCGCUCGUCAUGCCCCGCGCGCCGGCGCGGCGGCAGAGCACGACGACGCCGCGCACACCCAAGACACCUCAGGACGAGGCCAUCGCCUUCUUCUCGGGUGAGAGCGACGGCGAGGCCGUGAUCGUCUGGGAGCUGUGGCUCGACGGCGACGGCGGCCCGCCCGAAGGCAAGAGUUACGUCCGCCUCCCACCUCCCGUCAAGCCCUACGUCCUCCGCUUCUCGAUCCACGCAGGCACACCGUGUACCCGCAACGCGGUGCUCAAGUCCGACUUCCCCAUGGACGGCGGCGUAUUCCAGCGCGGCGUGUGGUCGGAGCGCGAGCUCCCGUCUGAUGUCUCGAGGCCGAUCCACGUCGACCUCGCCAUCUCGGCGCCCGGCGCGUUCGCGUACUUCAUCGAACAUGACAGCCACGACGGGAGGGUCAUUGGCCGCAGAGGCUACUUCAACGUCGACCCCAUCAUCACGCUGCCGAAGCGCACGUCGUUCAAGCUCGCGCCCCCCGCGGACCCCCUGCAUGACACUACGUCAGCCGCUAUCGAGACGAAGAAGGUCGACCUGCCGCUCGACUCCCUGUCGAUCCUGUCCGUCAUCGCAAAGUGGCAGGGAAAGAUCAACGAGUGGGACCCGUACCUCGAAGAGGCGAGCCGGAGGGGUUACAACAUGAUCCACUACACGCCGCUGCACACGCGCGGGUCCUCGGGCAGCCCGUACUCGAUCGCGGACCAGCUCUCGUUUGACCCCACGCUCCUGACAGAUCCCAAGGCGGAGGAGGGUGGCAUCGAGCAGAUCGUCCAGACCCUUGAGCGUGCCAAGACCAAGUACGGCCUCGGUGCCAUCACCGACGUGGUGCUCAAUCACACGGCGUUCGACACGCCCUGGCUCGAGGACCACCCAGAGGCCGGCUACUCGCCGUACAACACGCCGCACCUCGCCCCCGCUGUCGAGCUCGAGGACGCGAUGCUCAAGCUCACCGACGACCUCGCUGCCAGUGGCCUUGGCGGCGCUAUCCGCGGCGAGGAGGACCUCAUGAGGAUCCGCGACGAGAUCCAGAGCGCCAUCAGCGGCGCCCACCUGUGGCAGUACUACGUCUUUGACGUUGCGACGUCCAUCGAAGAGGUCGAGGCGGCCCUCAAGACCGGCAAGGUCACAAAGUGGACUGGUGAAAGCCUCGAUGGCAAGUCGAUCACCGAGCUCGGCGAGAUCGCCCACCUCAUGCCAGGCUUUAUCGAGAACUACCGUACCUUCUCCAAGCGCUUCGGCACCCGUGUGCCUGCCGACAAGGCUGCUGGUUUCGCCCACGCUGCGUUCCCCAGUCUAAGCGGCGCGGCACUCGCCCGCCAGUGGGGCAAGCUCCUCGAUGUCGCCAACGUCAACCUCUACAAGGAGUGUAACGAGGACCUGGCUGCUGCGCGCGACAACAUCAUUGGCCGUCUGCGCUACACCCGCCUCGAGAAGAGCGGUCCCCGGCUCGGCGCCAUCAACAAGAAGAACCCCAUCGUCGAGCAGUACUUCACCCGUAUCCCCAAGACGGCCAAGACGAAGAAGUUCCCCGACGCGGCCCUCGCCGUUGCGAACAACGGCUGGAUGUGGGCCGCUGACCCGCUCAAGAACUUUGCAGAAUACCCCUCCAAGGCGUACCUCCGCCGCGAGGUGAUCGUCUGGGGUGACUGUGUCAAGCUCCGCUAUGGUCGUGGCCCGUCUGACAACCCAUGGCUCUGGGCCCACAUGACCGAGUACGCCGAGAUGCUCGCCAGCGUGUUUGACGGCUUCCGUCUCGACAACUGCCACUCGACGCCGCUCCACGUCGGCGUGCACAUCAUUGAUGCCGGUCGCCGCAUCAACCCCAACCUCUAUGUCAUGGCCGAGCUGUUCACUGGCAGCGAGGAGACUGACCUCAAGUUUGUCCGCGAGCUUGGCCUCAACAGUCUUGUCCGCGAGGCGUACAACGGCAACGAUACCAAGGAGUUUGCCCGCCUUCUCUACCGCUUUGGCGUCGGCAAGCCCGUUGGCUCUAUGGACGGCGCAGUUCUGUCAAAGAAGGGAGAGCUGCCCCCGCUCUACCAUGGCGGUGCUCAUCGCCCGUGUAUCGUUUACCCUCUGCCCGGCUCGGCGCCGCACGCCGUCUUCUACGACGUGACUCACGACAACGAAUCGCCUGCCCACAAGCGCACUGCCGAGGACGCCCUGUCCACCGGUGCCCUUGUGACCUUUACCAAGGCCGCCAUCGGCUCAAACAAGGGCUUUGACGACCUGUACCCCGAGCUGCUCAACCUCGUCACCGACACGCGCAUGUACAACGUCGGCGAUGACGCUAAGGGCGGUAUUGGCCGCGUCAAGCGUAUCCUCAACAACCUGCACGCCCAGAUGAUGUACGAGGGCUACGACGAGGGCCACGUCCACGAGGAGGGAGAGUACAUUAUGGUCCACCGUGUCCACCCGCGCACCCACAAGGGAUACAUGAUUGUCGCCCACACUGCCUUCCCCGGCAACUUUGGCCGUGGCUGGGUCAACCCCUUCAAGCUCUCGCGCACCAAGGUCGAGUUCCUGUUCGGCGCCACCCUUCACACUAAUAUUGGCGUGUGGAAGGACGACGACAAGGUUCACUACGGUAUUCCGUCAACGCUUGAAGAGAUUCCUGCCGAGUCGGUCAAGAUCGUCCAAGGCAGAGAUGACCACGGCGACUACACCGAGUUCACCGUGCCGGACAACUUUGACCCGGGUAGCAUCCUGGUCUUCUCGACCGUCAUGGACGAAAUGUCGAGCACGCUGGAGGCGUACUGCCGAUCGGGAACGAGCCAGGCGUUCGGCGAUCUCAACCUCGUCGAGCUCAACGUUGUCCUCCACCGUGCCGACGGCGAGGAGCGUGACGCCACUGGUGGCGAUGGUGUGUACAGCAUCCCCAACUUUGGCUCCUUGGUCUACUGUGGUCUGGAGGGCUGGAUGGCGCCUUUGAGAAACAUUGUCGAGCACAACGACCUUGGCCACCCACUCUGCGAACAUCUCCGACAAGGAACGUGGGCUCUCGACUAUGUGCAUGACCGCCUGCACCGACAGACGGACGUGUUCCCCAACCUGGAUACGCCUGCCAAGUGGUUCAAGGACCGCUUCGACGUGAUCAAGGCAACGGUGCCAGACUUUAUGCGCCCCAAGUACUUCUCUCUGGUCAUCUUUGAGGCGUACAAGGCGUCGCGCCAGGCAGUGUUCGAGCAGCAGUCCGAGUUCGUCUCUUCCGGCACGACAUUUAUCCAUGAUCUGGCACUCUGCUCGGUGCAGAUGUACGGCCAGGUCAAGUCGGCGAGCAUCAUCCCCAGCAAGCCUGUGCCUAGUCUUGCUGCUGGACUGCCGCACUUCACCGCUGGUUGGGGCAGGUGUUGGGGUCGCGAUGUCUUCAUCUCUCUCCGCGGUCUCUUCCUGACCACUGGUAACUACGAUGCCGCGCGUGACCACAUCCAUGCGUUCGGUGCGACCCUCAAGCACGGCCUGAUCCCCAACCUCCUCGACUCGGGCCGUAACCCUCGCUACAACUCGCGUGACUCGCCUUGGUGGUUUGUUCAGAACAUUCAGGACUACACCAAGCAUGCUCCUGACGGCCUGUCGCUCCUCCACGACCCUGUCAAGCGUCGCUUCCUCAAAGACGACACCUGGGUUGCAUGGGACGACCCGCGUGCCUACUCGUGGAGCAGCACCGUCGCUGAGCUCGUUCAGGAGAUUGUGCAGCGUCACGCCGAGGGUAUCGAGUUUAGGGAGUGGAACGCUGGUCCCAACAUUGACGGUGACAUGAGGGACGAGGGCUUCAACCAGAAGAUCUGGACCGACUGGGAGACGGGAUUCAUCCACGGCGGCAACCGCUUCAACUGUGGCACCUGGAUGGACAAGAUGGGCUCGUCGGCCAAGGCUGGCAACAAGGGCCUGCCCGCCACUCCCCGUGACGGCGCUCCUAUCGAGAUCACUGGUCUGGUCAAGUCGACCCUCACCUGGCUCGCCCACCUGAGCGAGAAGGGCCAGUUCCCCUUCGAGGGCGUCCACGCGACGAUUCGUGGCCAGAAGGCCUUUAUCACCUACAAGCAGUGGGCCGACUUGAUCCAGUUGUCGUUUGAGAAGCACUACUUUGUCCCCUCGGACCCUGCCGAGGACGACAAGUUUGUCAUCAACAAGGGCCUCGUCAACCGGCGCGGCAUGUACAAGGACGUGUACGGCACGCCCAAGGACCGCGAGUGGUCCGACUACCAGCUCCGCUGCAACUUUACGCUGCCGAUGGUGGUCGCUCCCGAGCUGUUCACGCCGUCACGUGCCAUCGAGGCGCUCCGUCUCGCCGACAAGGCCAUCCGUUCGCCGCUUGGUAUGAAGACGCUGGACCCCUCCGACUCGCAGUACCGCCCUGACUACGACAACCGCAACGACAGCACUGACAUCAGCGUUGCCAACGGCUGGAACUACCACCAGGGCCCCGAGUGGGGCUUCCCCCUCGGAUGGUUCCUCACCGCCUGGCUUCGCUUCGACCGCCUCGCCGGCGAGGGCACCAACGACCCCAGCGCCACGCUGCACUACAUCUCAGCGGUCCUCGUCAAGCUCCGCCAGCACAUUGAGAGUGACCCUUGGCGCGGCCUGCCAGAGCUCACAAACCACGACGCGUCGUACUGCCGUGACUCGUGCACUACGCAGGCGUGGUCGGCCAGCACCAUCCUCGACGUGCUCGAGGAGAUGCACAAGCUUCACAGGGAAGUCUAGGUUGCUCACAAAGUAGAAUAGAUUCUUAAAUGCUCAUUGUCAUGCAUAGUUUAGGCA